AUGUCGUCAAACCUAGAUCAAUUCACACGCACAUCCAUUGCGAAGGCAUUCCUGAAACGAAAAUAUUCUACCGAAGCAAACUAUUCCGGUCAUACAGCAUUCGCAAGCUACAAAACAUGGAAGAAACUUACUUUUCUGGUGGCUUUACCGGCCGUGGGCCUGUGCGUUCUAAAUGCAUAUUUGGCGUACCAAAAGGAACAUACACUCCGCAUCCGCCCAAAUUUCAUCCAGUACGAAUAUCUUCGCAUAAACACUAAACGUUAUCCUUGGGGCGAUGGUGUAAAGACACUUUUUCACAAUCCCGAAGUGAACGCACUACCGACUGGAUACGAAACAUAG
Molecule: messenger RNA, 339 nt
Organism: Anopheles marshallii
Lineage: Eukaryota; Metazoa; Arthropoda; Insecta; Diptera; Culicidae
Product: cytochrome c oxidase subunit 6A, mitochondrial-like
Exons: 2
Coding region: 1-339 (112 amino acids)
Biological process (GO): mitochondrial electron transport, cytochrome c to oxygen
Cellular component (GO): mitochondrial inner membrane
Molecular function (GO): enzyme regulator activity
Source: RefSeq, a predicted model, not a curated record